CUGCUGGAUAAGGCUACGAGCCAGCUUCUGCUGGAGACGGACUGGGAAUCCAUCCUGCAGAUCUGUGACAUGAUCCGUCAGGGAGAUACCCAAGCAAAAUACGCCGUCAACGCUAUCAAGAAGAAAGUCAAUGACAAGAAUCCCCACGUGGCACUCUACGCACUGGAGGUCAUGGAGUCAGUGGUGAAAAACUGUGGCCAAACAGUCCAUGACGAGGUGGCCAAUAAACAGACUAUGGAGGAACUGAAGGAAAUACUCAAGAGGCAAGUGGAGACAAGUGUCCGCAGUAAGAUCCUGUACCUUAUCCAGGCCUGGGCUCACGCCUUCCGCAAUGAGCCCAAGUACAAGGUGGUGCAGGACACCUAUCAGAUAAUGAAGGUCGAAGGUCAUGUGUUCCCGGAGUUCAAAGAGAGCGAUGCCAUGUUUGCUGCAGAAAGGGCUCCAGACUGGGUCGAUGCUGAGGAGUGUCACAGAUGUCGAGUGCAGUUUGGUGUUGUGACACGGAAGCAUCAUUGCAGGGCCUGUGGGCAGAUCUUCUGUGGCAAAUGCUCCUCCAAGUAUUCCACCAUCCCCAAGUUUGGGAUCGAGAAGGAAGUGAGAGUCUGCGAGCCCUGUUAUGAGCAUCUCAACAAGAAAGCUGAGGGUAAAGCUGCUGCCACCUCUGAACUGCCUCCCGAGUACCUGACCAGCCCCCUCUCUCAGCAGUCCCAGCUGCCUCCGAAGCGUGAUGAGACAGCUCUGCAAGAGGAGGAAGAGCUCCAGCUAGCUAUUGCCUUGUCUCAGUCAGAGGCUGAGGAGAAGGAGAGAAUGAGGCAGAAAACAACCUACGCCAUGUACCCGAAGGCUGAGCCCACACCCGUCACAUCAUCAGCUCCCCCGGUCAGCACGCUCUAUUCCCCACCCGUGAAUUCCUCUGCUCCCUUGGCUGAGGACAUUGACCCGGAGCUGGCUCGGUACCUGAACCGCAACUACUGGGAGAAGAAACAAGAGGAGGUUCGCAAGAGCCCCACCCCAUCAGCACCUCUGUCCCUCACGGAGCCAGCUGCUCAGCCUGGGGAAGCCCACCCUGCCCCACUCGGUGUUGUUGAGCAGCAGUACCAGAACGGAGAGUCUGAGGAGAACCAUGAGCAAUUCCUGAAAGCACUGCAGAAUGCGGUCACCACGUUUGUCAACCGCAUGAAGAGCAACCACAUGCGGGGCCGCAGCAUCACCAAUGACUCUGCCGUGUUGUCCCUCUUCCAGUCCAUCAACAACAUGCACCCCCAGCUGCUGGAGCUGCUCAACCAGCUGGACGAGCGCAGGCUGUACUACGAAGGCCUGCAGGACAAACUGGCCCAGAUCCGGGAUGCGCGUGGGGCUCUGAACGCGCUGCGGGAGGAGCAUCGGGAGAAGCUGCGCCGUGCAGCAGAGGAGGCAGAGCGCCAGCGCCAGAUCCAGCUGGCCCAGAAGCUGGAGAUCAUGAGGCAGAAGAAGCAGGAGUACCUGGAGAUGCAGCGUCAGUUGGCCAUCCAGCGACUGCAGGAGCAGGAGAAGGAGAGGCAGAUGCGCCUGGAACAGCAGAAGCAGACCAUCCAGAUGAGAGCCCAGAUGCCAGCUUUCUCGCUGCCUUAUGCCCAACUCCAGGCCAUGCCCGCAGCCAGUGGGGUGAUCUACCAGCCUUCUGGGCCCACCAGCUUCCCUGGCACCUUCAGCCCGGCCGGCUCUGUGGAGGGCUCUCCCAUGCACAGCGUAUACAUGAACCAGGCAACACAAGGGGGCACGGGGCCGUACACUGCAAUGCCUGUUACAGGGACAGAUCCCAGCAUGGUGAACGCCUAUAUGUACCAGCCGACGGCAGGCAGCGGGCAGGCGGCUCAGCAGGGGCAGGCGGUGCCCACCACCACCCCGGCGUACUCAUCCUACCAGCCAACUCCAACACAGGGCUACCAGAGCGCAGCCUCGCAGUCGCAGAGCAUCCCGGCCAUCUCUCAGGCCCCCCAGUCGGGCACCAUGGGCUACAUGGGCAGCCAGUCAGUCUCCAUGGGGUACCAGCCCUACGGCAUGCAGGGCCUCAUGUCUGCCCUGCCGGGCCAGGAAGCAGCACUGAGCAGCCUGCCAGCCCAGCAGUCCUACCUGCCCGGGCAGCAGCCCCUCUACCAACAGAUGGCACCUGCUGGAGGGCCCCCCCAGCAGCAACAGCCCCAGCCCGCGCCUGCCCCUGUGCAGCAGCCCCAGGGCAGCGGAGAGGCCCAGCUCAUCUCCUUUGACUGAUCUCUGCCGUGGGGGGGGGGGCGGGGGGGGGCCCCUGGAAACCUCCUCUUCAUCUGGAAUCACUUCUGCACUUCACCUACUCCUCCUGCCCCCUCAGCCCCCUUCCACCCAUCCCACCUCCCCAAUCUGCCCCCGGCCUGGGGGAUGUGGGACCAC
Haliaeetus leucocephalus (bald eagle) is the source of this 2406-nucleotide messenger RNA. RefSeq names its product hepatocyte growth factor-regulated tyrosine kinase substrate (gene HGS). Gene Ontology annotation, molecular function: metal ion binding; phosphatidylinositol binding; ubiquitin binding. The transcript has 21 exons. Lineage: Eukaryota; Metazoa; Chordata; Aves; Accipitriformes; Accipitridae. Bases 70 to 2250 code for a protein of 726 amino acids. The record is from RefSeq and is a predicted model, not a curated record.